CAAAGCUGGCAAAAAUAAUUAAGUAGAGAGUGUUGUGUUUUCUAGAGAGAGAAAAACUAAAAUCAAUAUCAAUUUUUUUUAUCUCUAUCUAUAUUCUCUCCUUAUUUUUACCAAUUUUAAUUUAAUUUUAUUUUUUUCUUGAAAAAUCUAAUCCAUUACAAAUCUCAUUUCUUUCUCUCUCUCAUAUAUAAUCCUCCUCCCCUCUUCUCCCAUUUUCUUCCUUGAGGGAGAGGUGGUGUUUCUAGAGAGAGAAACAGUGCAAGAAAGAAAAAACAGAGUUUAGAGAGAGAUAGUAAGGAAUUUAUUUAUUUUUUAAAAAAUUAAAAAAAUUAAAAAUAAAUGGUGGAUCAGCCAUUUACAACCAUGUCUACUACUUCUUCAAAUUCUCCUCCUCAUCUUCCUUCUACAGAAAAGAAACAUUGGUGGCUAAGCACCAAGAAGAUUGUAGACAAAUAUGUAAGAGAAGCAAGAGUAAUGAUCUCAACUCGAGAACAGAGUGAGAUCAACUCAGCACUGAGUCAACUCGAAGCGGCCCUCUUUCUCUCUCCUAAAUACGAACCCGCACUCGAACUCAAAGCUCGAUGUCUCCUCUACCUAAGACGAUACAAAGAGGUUGCAGAUAUGCUUCAAGAUUACAUUCCGAGUUACAAGAUGUCUGACUCGGAUGACUCGUCUGGGUCAUCAUCGGAUAACUCGAACUCGUCGUCACAAACUCUGUCAAGAGAACGAGUCAAGCUGUUGGGAUCGUCGUCUAACUCGGACCUUAACUCGUCGGGUUGUGAUUACUCGACCUCCUUCAAAUGCUUCUCUGUUUCUGACCUUAAGAAAAAAGUCCUCUCUGGCUUUUACAAGAACUGUGAUAAAGAAGGGCAAUGGAGGUACUCAGUACUUGGACAAGCAUGUUGCCACCUCGGAUUAAUGGAGGACGCCUUGGUCCUCCUCCAACACGGCAAACGCCUCGCCUCCGCCGCCUUCCGCCGUGAAAGCAUUUGUUGGUCCGACGACAGCUUUGCAUUCACCGUAUCCUCUGCCACCUCCGACUCACUCACUGAGUCACAGCCACUCACAGAGACCGAGUCAAUUUCCCACCUCAUUGCCCACAUCAAGCUCCUCCUCCGCCGCCGUGCCGCCGCCCUUGCCGCUUUAGAUGCCGGCCUCUUCACGGAGGCGAUUAGACACUUUUCCAAGAUAUUAGAGGGCCGCCGCCCGGCCCCACAGGCGUUUCUUGCGGAGUCUUACCUUCACCGGGCCUCUGCUUAUAAAUCAGCGGGCCGGACUGCUGAGAGUAUUGCUGACUUAAACCGGGCCCUUGCAUUGGAACCGACCUCAACCGUGGCCCUACAAUCACGGGCCGGGUUGUUUGAGUUCAUUGGGUGUAUUACUGAUUCUGUUCAUGAUCUUGAACAUGUGAAGUUGAUUUAUAAUUCUAUUUUAAGAGACCGUAAACCACCGGGCCCAGUGUGGAAACCGAGGGCGGUUCCGUAUAGAGAAAUUCCGGGCCGGCUUUGUUCUCUGGGUUCGAAAAUUCAGCAAUUGAAGCAGAGGAUUGCAAUGGGGGAGACAGGCAAUGUGGAUUAUUUUAAGUUGAUUGGGUUAAGGAGGGGUUGUUCGAGGUCCGAAUUGGACCGGGCUCAUUUGUUGUUAGUUUUGAGGCAUAAACCCGAGAAGUCAAUGAGUUUUCUUGACCGGUGCGAGUUAGCAGACGAGAGGGAUUUCGACUCGGUCAAGGACCGGGCUAGGAUGUCGGCGGUGUUACUCUUCCGGCUCGUGCAAAAGGCAUACUCGAACGUGUUGUCUACAAUUGUCGAGGAGGAGGCUGUGGAGGCCGAGAGAAGGAAGACCACAUUGGCCCUCCAACAGGCCCAAGCCCAAGCUGAAGCCCAAGCCGAAGCCCAAUCACAAGCACUGGCCCUACAAAACAUUGAGGCGCGGAAACAAAUGACAGAAGGUAAUGGGCCCGCAAUCGGCAUUGUGCCCGUGUAUGAGCCCGAGGUUGAUGUGGAUCAGCCCGAUGACAGGCCCGACACGGGCUGUGAUGGGAAAGUGGAGUCAUUUCCUUAUCAAGGGGUGUUUUGUAGGGACUUGGCAGCUGUGGGGAGUUUGCUUUCUCAAGUCGGGUUUAACCGGCCCAUUACUGUGAAGUAUGAGGCUUUAAGUGGUGGUGUUCUUGUGUAAUUACCAAAAUGUAGGGGCGAAAACGGAAAUUGUUGGGGGGUUUUCGGUAUUUCCGAGUUCUCGGUCAUCGGAGGAGGACGAAAAGAAAAUAAAAUUGGGAGAAGGGGUUCAGUGUUUGAUUAAGCCAUUGGCAGGGUGGAAUGGGAUUAACUUUCCCUGUACAGAAGAAAAACAAAAAAAGGGAAAGGGAAAGGGAAAGGGAAAAAGAAGGAUGAAAAAUGAGCUGCCAGAAAAUUUUGCUACUUGAAAUCUUUAGAUGUACAGACUUUUUAUGUUGAAAAAUUCAAUUCAUGUUCACUUAUAUUAGUAAUUCUCUAUCAAUGAAUUAAUCCAACUAUUACUAGUACAUUUUCAUAA
Spinacia oleracea (spinach) is the source of this 2532-nucleotide messenger RNA. RefSeq lists its product as uncharacterized. The transcript has 3 exons. NCBI's taxonomy places the organism in Eukaryota, Viridiplantae, Streptophyta, Magnoliopsida, Caryophyllales, Amaranthaceae. Bases 340 to 2175 code for a protein of 611 amino acids. The record is from RefSeq and is a predicted model, not a curated record. Gene Ontology annotation, molecular function: protein binding.